GUCAGAAUCGUGCUACUAGCCAUUCUAGUUGGGUACAAGAGUAGUGGAUUAAGUCUGACUCCUACGUACAACAAAAAGAAGUUCUAUAUUUUUAUGGCAACGGAUCACUAAUAUUCUGAUGUGACUGCAUCUACCAAUAACCAGUUGGCAUAAGUUCAAACUGCAGCACACAUGGCGACGAUAGACCCGGUCAAACGUGAUGUGGAAAAUGGGGAGUUUUUGACUGAGAAAGUUGUUAUCUUAAGAAAACGUCCUAGCAGGAGUUCCGGCAAAUUAACGGAGUUUCGUAAGAACUUUGGAAAUGGAAAUAGAGACUCUUAUCCACUCAUUCGGGAGCACCAGCUUUUUAGACGUUUCAGAGUCCAAGAUACACUGAAUCGACUGAAAUGUAUGAAGCGCAAUAAGCCCAUGUCCGAGAUAGAGAUGAUGUAUCACCAAGAUCUUAUAAAUUCACUUCGAAAAUUUCAUUACUCUGAGAAGCCACCUUUCCGAGUGCCAUCUGAAAGCUUCUCAGGCGUGAGAGCGGCAGAAUCAGCCUCGUCCAAAAUUGUAUCAAUAUCCCGCUGGGAGGAAUUCUUGUACGGCGUCAUGGCGGUCGAGUACUGCUCGAAACCUGACUUGCACCGUAAAUACAGACCAGCAGUGAUCCCCUACGGAUUUUUGAGACAAUACUUGCCAGAUCGCGUUCUCGAUUUAAUAAUUUACGCGCUAUUUUUCAUGGUAUACUUCUGCUCUGUCUCCUUUUACAACAAUUAUUUGCAGUUGGCGGGAUAUAUUCUGCUUGCCACUCACUUGCAAAUUCAUUUGGAGGCUUAUGAGAAAAAUAUAAACAUUCGGUUUACAGGCAGCUGCUUCCAGGGACCGGCCUUCGCUUGCGUGACGAGUUGGUGUGAUCACUGUCAGCAGAAAGAAAGAGAGAGGAUUGUUAACAAUUUAAUGAAGAAAAUGAAAACUGACAUUGUAGGGAGGAAGGCAUCAGCCUAAUCAAAAGCUGGCGAAUUGCUAUUUGUCUGAGGAAAAUUAAAUGUGAAAUAUUAACUGACAUUUCCCGAAAACCAAGGUCAAACGUUACUCGAAUACAAACAUCCAUAAAUUUCAAUGCAUCAACUGUAAAUCAUAACCAUAGAUAUAGAGGGAUCUAUGGUCGUAACUACCAAAAUCAAAUUAAUUUUCAAGUCUAGUUGUUAAUCCCAGUUGCACAUUUUUUCAGAGAAAAGGGUAGCAGUCACUUGAUGUGCUACAUACGAGAAUACUUUUAUCUCAUCAGUAUUAUACGAUAUGUAAAGUAAUUCCUGUAAGAUUAUAUUAAUAAAAAGGAACAUGAAUAUAUUAAGAUUUAAAAUAAUUCAUGAUUUUAAUAUACUCUCUAAGACUGGUUAGACGUGGUACUAUUUAGUGGCAGGUACCAAUAAAUUUUUUAUAUAGUUGUCAAAUAAUUGUGUUAACGUUUCAUAAACGAAUAUGAAGCGUGUUGCAAGUGUCGAUCGCAGAAGGAAUUUGACAAUAACUGUUUCACUCGAAGUUUUCUCGAAUAAACUCCUAUGCAACAAGAAAGGCUUACCUGAGUUCGGAGUGGAUUUUAAGUGCCAGGAAAAUUCAUAUGUCGUGGGUCUCUGGCCCCCCAGAAAAUGAAUGUUCAUAGGACAUCAGACGAACAUCCUUUACAAGCUUGCGAACUUUAAGCCCCAAACCUAAAAAGUGCUUGUAACACACCUAUAAAGUACCCGUUUUCGAGUACACUUUUAGAUUUCUGCAAGCCUUAAAUAUGCUUGAAAUAAACCUUAAUAAGUCUUGAAAGAGUUUCAA
Macrobrachium nipponense is the source of this 1806-nucleotide messenger RNA. RefSeq lists its product as uncharacterized. Lineage: Eukaryota; Metazoa; Arthropoda; Malacostraca; Decapoda; Palaemonidae. The transcript has 2 exons. Bases 172 to 984 code for a protein of 270 amino acids. The record is from RefSeq and is a predicted model, not a curated record.